ACUACUCUCUUUGAAAUUAUGGAAGAACCAUGGACCUCCCCAAAGUAUUCAUCCAUGAUCAUGACUUAUUAUCUUUAGCUUUACUGUUUUUUUCUUUGGCCCCGUCUCGUACACCAACGAAUAAAGACUACCACACAAUAUAAAGUUUCAAUGUCCGUUUUCAUAAUAAAGACUUUUGCGUUCUUUUAAGACCAAGACCCCUAAUAAAAUUAUCACCACCACUUGCUUUCUCACUAUGAGACAAGACUUUUUUGUUGUGUUGUUACUAGUAGUAUUGUUAGUUUUGACAUUUCAAACAAGCCUAAAAAUCUACAGUGGCCUUCGCGGCCCUUUCGUUUAAGUUAGAAAAUGAGGAGAGAGAGAGAGAGAGAGAGAGAGAGAGAGUGUGUGUGUGUGUGUGUGUGUGUGUGUGAAGAGUCAAGGAGUCUUUGUAGGGCUGGUCAAUGAGAGAAAUGAGUAGGAAACUUCUUCAUUGGAGUGUUUGUCCGGCUAUUUGUAAUGUCUUGGGUCUUCUCUGAGUCUGCUUCUGCAAGUCUUCCCUAUCAUUUUCCAAGUCAACUCGGCGUGUUUGAGCUGAUAGACAGAUGAAACAUAUAUGUUAAUGUAUUGUGAACAAGCAAAAACAAGAAGGGGGGCAUAAUUAACUAGUUUUAAACAACUGAAUUUGUUUCUGCCUCUUCUUCUUCUUUUCUUUACUGAUUUCCUCUGUUUUUUUUUUUUUUUUUUUGGGGAACUUCAAAUGGCUAUUGCCUCCAUUUUUGCUUUGGUUUUUCUUUCCCAUCUAGCGCUUAUUUACUCAACUGAAGAUGAUAUCAAAAGCCUACCCACUUGCCCCCAGUUCUUCCAAUGUGGAAAUCAGAGUCCCAUCCGCUUCCCUUUCACAAAUACCACGUAUGGCCAUUGCGGUAUUGUGAUAGAUUGUGAUCAUCCAGUUCCAAAGGUCGAACUAGGAAGCCAACGCUGGUAUGAUGUUAAAAUCACAAGUGACAAAUUCCUUCAAAUUCAUGAUCCCCUGCUCGAAGAUCACAUAUCUAAUGGAAGCUGUAAUGACAAGUUCAGGAAUCUAACUCUUUCCAACGUUCCUUUCAUUUCCUUCACAAUCUUACACAAUCUCACCUUCUUCAAGUGCUACAAUACUCCUCAAACAGCGUUUUAUUUUAAAACUAGUAAUAAUUAUACUAGGUACGAUUGCAGAGGCGGCUACUCAAUUUAUUACAAUUACUUGAAGUCUUAUGAUCAUCAACCAGCAUCCGGUAUUGUUCCCCAUGAAUGUUCAGCUAUUCAGCUGCCAAUAAAGCCGUGGCAAAAUUCUCUAAACCCCACAAACCUAUCUUCAAUAUUGGUUGAAACUUUCCAUCUUGAAUUGCAUAUAUCCCCUGAUUGUAAUCAGUGUCGAAGUAGAGGAGGCCAAUGCCUAAAUGUCGGUGAAGAAUUUCAAUGUCAUGAGAAAGGAAAAAGAAAAUAUGGAUUGAUUCUAGGAGCAGGCAUUUCAGCGGCUGUCCUUCUAGUACUAGUAAUCAUACUCUGUUGCUUCAGGAGAAAAUGCUCACUAGUUAUAUCAAUGAUCUUUUGGAAAAAGGAAAUAGAGAACAAUCAACAGAUUGAGCUCUUUCUGAAGAACUACAGGUCCCUUGCCCCAAAAAGAUAUAGUUAUUCAGAUGUUAAGAAAAUGACCAAUUCUUUCACCUACAAACUAGGUCAAGGAGGAUAUGGAGGUGUAUACAAGGGAAAGCUAAAAACUGGUCGUUUGGUAGCCGUGAAGGUUUUGAUUGAUUCAAAAGGUAACGGGGAAGAAUUUACUAAUGAGGUAGUAAGCAUUAGUAGGACUUCCCAUGUUAAUGUUGUCACCCUUCUAGGUUUUUGUUUUGAGGGCACCAAAAGAGUUCUCAUCUAUGAGUUCAUGCCUAAUGGAUCUCUUGAGAAGUUCAUAUAUGAUAAAAGUUCCUCAAUAAAACGUCAACUAGGGUGGGAAACAAUGUAUGAAAUUGCAUUUGGCAUUGCUCGAGGAUUAGAGUACUUACAUCGGGGUUGCAAUACAAGAAUUUUGCACUUUGACAUUAAGCCUCAUAACAUUCUUCUAGAUGAAGACUUCUGCCCAAAGAUCGCUGAUUUCGGUCUUUCUAAACUAUGCCCAAAUAAAGACAGUAUCAUAUCCAUGUUGGGCGCAAGAGGGACAGUUGGGUAUAUUGCUCCAGAAGUAUUUUCUAGAAGCUUCGGAAGGAUAUCUCACAAGUCAGAUGUCUAUAGUUAUGGAAUGAUGGUUUUAGAGAUGGUUGGAGGAAGAAAAAAUAUUGAUGUUGAAGUUGAUCAUACCAGUGAAAUAUAUUUUCCACAUUGGAUAUACAAUCAUGUGGAACUGGAUGAGGAUUUGGGACUUCAUGGAAUUAUGAAUGAAAAGGAAAAUGAAAGAGCCAAGAAGAUGAUAAUAGUGGGCUUAUGGUGCAUACAAACUGACCCAUCAAAUCGGCCUUCUAUAAAUAAGGUGAUGGAAAUGUUAGAAGGGAGCCUAGCGUCCUUGCAAAUCCCACCCAAGCCAUUCUUGUCUUCUCCCCCAAGACCGCCUACAGAUUCUUCAACCAUACAAAUAUUGUAAUAUUGUGCUUUAAUUAUGUAAUCUUAAGUCCACAAUCAUUUUUCGAUCUUACUUUGUUUUGGUUUUCAUCAAGUGAUUUAACCAACUCAAUCAAAUCAUUUGAUUUCAUUUGGCUCAAUUGAAUGAGAAUCUUAUGUCUCAAAUAAGGAAAAGUAGUCUCAAGUUCAAUAUUUUAAGUACUUGUGUUUUCCUUCAUUUUCUAAACCAGAAAGUGUAGGAAAAUGAUGAACUUCACGAAAUGGCAGCAAUAUUGUUUUCCUUCUUUGAAGAAACAUUAAAAAGGGAGAGACUUAUACAUGAAGCAUAUAUGGAAGAGGAUAUUACUGCAAAUGCAUUCGAAGGAAGAGGAUUGAUUUUGAAGAUUGGUUUUUAGUGAGAGAAAAUAUUGUAACCAUGUGUGUUUCUCUCUCACUAUCUGUUUAUCCCAUUAUUUUUGGCCCAAUGGAAAGGCGGCAUGUGGCGAGUUCCAAUGAGCUUGCCACAUUGGAUUGGUGCUUUAAAUAUCCCAAAGAGGAAGAUAUGAUGUGGAAUUAUUAAAAAUAGAUUAUAUGCCAUCCACCAAUAAGGAGGAAGUAUGCGGUGAGUUCCAAUGGAACUAGCCACGUUAGAUCGCAACUAUAAUAAGUUAUUAUUGGAGUAUUAAAACUAUGCAAUUUUACGUAGUAAUUGAAGUUAAAGACAAGUGGGCCAGUAUAAUCCUACCACGUGGAGUUUCUAUUUUAAAAGAAAAAGAGGUGAGUUCUAUUGGGACUUACCAUCUUUAAAACAAUGGUCCACUUUUUCCUAUUUGGAAUUUAGGAAUUGUUGGAAACGGGGGCAUUAAAAAAUAAACUUUGAAUGAGAUUUGGAAUAAAUUCCGCUAAGAAUUUUUUGCGGAUCUCUAGACGAGCGCGUUUCUCUCCGCAAGGAGAUGAACAUGGUAUAUUUACUUUCUCAAAUCCGUUUCCGGAUGAAUGAGAAAUUAGUUCCAAAGUGUGGUGUUUUGAUAAGCCUAAAUGGGUAUACAAAAUGUGGGAAGUGUUUGUCCCACAUAGAAAAAAUGUUGAAACCAAUUGAAAUUUAAAUAAGCCAAAUUUGGGAUUUGGGCUUGGGUUUGGGCUUGGACCUAAUUGUAAAGUCCGAUUAUUAUUUUUACUAUAUGGAAUUUUGGAUUGGGCCUUUAUUUUUGGACUUGGCUUAGUUAAAUGGGUGGUUAGUUUUUUAAUUUAAAUUAAAAGUUAGUUUAUUUAUUAUUAUUUUUUUUUCUAAAGGGUUGCAUAUGUUUUCCAAAGAGUUGCAUCUGUUUCUAAAGUGUUGCAACUGGUGCUGAACCAACAUGACCUAUGGUUACACUCAUGCCCAAAAAGGCACUUUGCUUCCUAUAAAUUCCCCCUUUUGGGGUCAUUUGCUAUCACACCAAUUUAGAAAAUCAUUCUUCGCUUUCUGAAUUAUCUUUUUCCUUCUUUCUUCUUCUAUAAUUUUUUGUGGGUUCGAGCUCUAGUCUGUGGGUUCGAGCCUUAGUCAAUGAGUUCGAAUCCGACUUCGAGUCAGAGAGUACUACACCGAGCCGGUUUGCCUAUUCCUUUGGUUUGCAGUGUUACUACCGAAGGAAGACAAGUCGUUAUAUUCUGGAAGAUAGACGCCACUGAGUCCAUUAGCAUCAUAGUGGGGUGAAUCUGUCUUAAGGAUAUAGAAUCAAAUUCUAGCAUCGACUUUUAACCAGGUUCCUUUAUUUAUAGUUUUUUAUUUUAUUAUAUUAAACAAUAUAUUACAAGUAAUUAUAUAUAAAGAUUAUUAUUGUAACGCCCCUAAACUGAUACCCUUU
Molecule: messenger RNA, 4397 nt
Organism: Cornus florida
Lineage: Eukaryota; Viridiplantae; Streptophyta; Magnoliopsida; Cornales; Cornaceae
Product: LEAF RUST 10 DISEASE-RESISTANCE LOCUS RECEPTOR-LIKE PROTEIN KINASE-like 2.1
Exons: 3
Coding region: 740-2593 (617 amino acids)
Biological process (GO): protein phosphorylation
Molecular function (GO): protein kinase activity; ATP binding
Source: RefSeq, a predicted model, not a curated record